CGGCGUCCGAAUUCAGAACCGGAUUUUUUUUUUUUUUUACGGUCUUUCUUUGCGUUAUUCCCGCAAAAGUCUGGUUUGAAUUCACCAGUGUUUGAGAAUUGUGUAAGUUAUAAUCUCUUGUUUUGCGAGUGAUGGUGAUAACGCGAAAUACAAGAACGCAUUCCUAACGUUAAUAGUACGUAGGCCAUAACAGCCUAAAGGCAGAGCAACUAGUAGCUGCUAGCAGUCCGUCCGACGUUAGGCCUACCUGACCAGUUUUCUCCUUACCUGCACGGGACUAUCGGCCGGUGCCGCCGUUUCAUAGGAUUUACACUUGAAAAAUGUCUCUCUUUUCACAGGGAUAUGAAAUGAAAUUGGUUUGAUGCUGCCAUAACCCAGAUCAACAUGAAGAUAACGGUAUAUGCACUCAUUAUUUACCAAGAAAAAAAGACAGAAUGUAAGAAGAGUGCAUUUCCGGCCUGCAUGAAGGUUUCUGAAUUUCAUUAAAUUUUUGAGCAGGAAAAGCUCGGAUGAGUGUAUGACUAUGGCAUUCAUGGAGAGAUGGCGAACCAAUUUAUUAUUAAGGAUAACAUUUGUAUUACUUUUAUCGCGCUGCAGAAUAGUCUUAACCGAAUAUUUACAAGAAUUUGAAAUAUCAGAAGGUCUUGGUGUUGGGACAACCAUUGGCUACAUCGGCCAGAGCCGGCCUGCAAGUCCUAAACCACCACCUCCACCUCCAUAUUUAAUAGUCCCUGUACCAGGGAGUGCAGUUGAUUCUGAUCUGUUUAUUGACCAAUCAACUGGUGAAAUACGUAGUAGUAUUGUGCUUGAUCGAGAAGAAAGAAGUUACUAUUCUUUUGUUGCGAUUCCUCUUAGCGGUGAAAAUAUACGAGUUGAAAUAAAAGUUCGCGAUGAGAACGAUAAUGCACCAACAUUUCCAACUUCUUUUAUGAUGAUUGAAUUCCCUGAGAAUACUCCUAGGGAUAUGAAGCGCACUCUCAAUCCUGCAAGGGAUCGUGAUCUUGGCAUUUUUAACACCCAACGAUAUGAAAUAGUCUCCGGAAAUACGAAUAACGCUUUUCGGCUCUCUUCACAUAGAGAACGAGACGACGUUCUCUAUUUAGACUUACAGAUCAACGGUUUCUUAGAUCGCGAAACAACUCCGUUUUACAGCCUUGUCAUUGAAGCCUACGAUGGUGGAACACCUCCCCUCAAAGGUUCGAUGACUGUAAAUAUAACAAUUCAAGAUGUAAACGAUAAUCAACCAAUUUUCAAUCAAAGUCGUUAUUUUGCGACUAUCGCUGAGAAUGCUACAGUUGGAAGUAGUGUUCUACGUGUUUUUGCUACCGACACGGAUACUGGAGAAAAUGGGAGAAUUACGUAUUCCAUCAAUCGUCGACAAAGCGAUAGAGAAAAUAAGUUCACCAUCGAUCCAAAAAUGGGUGUCAUCUCGGUAAAUAAACCAUUAGAUUUUGAGUCGAAAGAUGUGCAUGAAUUGGUAGUUGUGGCUCGAGAUAGUGGUGUUCAGCCCUUAGAAACUACCGCUUUUGUUUCUAUUAGAGUAACCGAUGUAAAUGAUAAUCAGCCGACUAUCAAUUUGAUCUUUCUGAGUGAAGAUGCAUCUCCUAAAAUAUCAGAGGAUGCACGACCAGGUGAAUUUGUUGCGAGGAUAAGUGUUAACGAUCCGGAUUCGAAAGAAGAGUAUGCCAAUGUAAAUGUCACCCUUCAAGGUGGCGAUGGAUAUUUUGGAUUAACUACACAAGAUAAUAUUAUAUAUUUGGUCAUCGUAUCUCAUCCUCUAGAUAGAGAAGUCAAACCUAACUAUACCAUGGUUGUUACCGCCACUGACCAGGGUAAUCCUCCACUGAAUACAUCUCGUACCUUUGAGCUUUGUGUAACGGAUACGAACGACAAUGCUCCGGAAUUCGAUCAUACUAUGUAUUACGCUAAUGUUCUAGAAGUUGCUGAUCCCGGCACAUCAGUUUUCCAACUAUCUGCUGUGGAUCGGGACGAAGGAAACAACUCUAUUGUCUCUUACUCUAUCAAAGAUACGCCAGAAACCAAUUCACAUUGGUUUCAGAUAGACAGUCGAACGGGCCUCAUCACGACUCGCAUACACAUCGAUUGCGAAACAAAUCCGAUUCCUCAGAUCAUUGUAGUAGCUACAGACAACGGUAUACCUCCACUUUCAUCGAGUGCCACGAUUGUGGUGACCAUUAGUGAUGUAAAUGAUAAUGAACCAAUCUUCGAUCAGAGUUUCUAUAAUGUGUCAGUAGCUGAAAAUGAAAAUGUUGGGACUUGCUUUCUGAAGGUAUCGGCCACAGACCCUGAUUGUGGAGUGAACGCGAUGGUCAAUUAUACGUUUGCGAAGGGUAUGAUGUCUUUGCAAGAUUUGACACUGCAGCAAGUGAGUGGAGACUUGUGCAUAGCGAGACCUUUGGAUCACGAAACGCGGAGUUCCUAUGAGAUUCCGAUAUUAGCGACGGAUAGAGGAGGAUUGAGCACUACAGCAGUCGUCAAAGUCCAGGUGUUGGAUGUGAACGAUAAUCGACCAGUGUUUUAUCCAUUGGAAUAUAACGUCAGUCUGCCAGAAGGAGAAGUCGUCUCUUCAGCCAUUGUGGUCAUUGUUGCAACAGAUGAAGAUUCGGGACAUUUUGGAGAAAUAUAUUAUGAAAUUAUUGCAGGAAAUGACUUAGGAUUAUUUCAAAUGGAUCACCGGACAGGAGAGAUAUUUGUUCUGCGGCCUCUGAGUACAGAGCAUCCAUUACACCACUUAAUAAUAACUGUGAAAGAUGGCGGAGGAUUAGAAGCGACUGCUAAAGCCCAUGUAUAUAUCAGUGUAAUCAGUUCCGAUCAGCAACCGCCCGUCUUUCAGAAGACUCGCUAUACGUUCUUCGUACAAGAAGAUGCAGCUCCCCAGUCAGUAGUCGGAACAGUUGUAGCAACAAGUCGAGAUCCAAGAGCUGGUCCUGUACGGUACAUAAUAUACUCUGGAGAUCCAGAAGGCUUCUUCACUAUAGAUCCUUUAUCAGGGACUAUCAAAACUAAAGGGAGACUUGAUCAUGAGACUCAUCCUUUCCUUCUUCUAAAUAUCCAAGCAACAAGUGGAAGGCCACCAAUAUAUGGUCAUACUCAGGUUAAUGUCACGAUAUGGGAUGUGAAUGAUAAUGCUCCUCGCUUUUCAAGCAACUCUCUGAAAAUCAGCGUCCCUGAAAACGCUGAUUUGAGAACUCCCAUAUAUGUUGUCCAUGCUGAAGAUCCCGACAGUAACCGAAAUGGUGAAGUGCAGUACAUUCUUCUAGACAAUCCUGAUAACAUGUUCGUUGUUGGAGAAAGAUCUGGAAGUAUAAUGUUACAACACAUGCUUGAUUAUGAACUUCGUCGUCAUUACAUUUUGAUUUUGAGUGCUAUUGAUUCUGGAAGUCCACAGCUAUCGUCUAAUGUGACUUUGAUGGUCGAAGUACAAGAUGUUAAUGAUAAUGCUCCAACAUUUGAAAAGAGCGAAUACAAAGUCAAUGUUUUAGAAUCCUUAUCCGUUAAUUCCCAAUUUCUCCAAGUUACAGCUACAGAUAUGGACACUGGAAACAAUGCUCGGUUGACUUAUAAAUUAAUUGCAAACAAUGAAGAAUCCACUUCAAAAUUUGGUAUAUUCCCCAAUAGUGGAUUUCUUUAUCUAAAAGAGACUCUAGAUCGUGAGGCCAUCGAUUCAUAUGCUCUGACAGUUUCAGCUUCUGAUAAUGGAAGUCCAUCAUUAUCAUCUACAACUAUUGUGAUCGUCCAAGUUCUGGAUGCCAACGAUAAUGAUCCAGAAUUCAUUGAAGAUACGUUUACAUUCAGUGUUUUCGAAAAUAUUGAUCAGGGUCAGCAUGUGGGAACGAUUUCAGCCGGCGAUAGAGAUCUUGGAAAUAAUGCUUCGUUAAGGUACAGUCUACUAAACUCGAAUGGGAGUUUUCAGAUCAACCCAGUAACAGGUGAAAUAUUUACAAAAAUGACUCUAGACCGUGAAAGCCGUUCUAAAUAUGAGCUGACGGCUGAAGUUAGAGACCAGGGCACACCGUAUCGCUCUGACCAAGCAGUUGUUAACAUUCAAGUUCUGGACAGAAAUGAUAAUUCUCCUAUUUUUGUGGAACCUGUGGAAUCGAUUGUUGAAGUUUUGGAAGAGCAGCCACUAGGUACAGAAGUUGUUCAAGUUGUAGCUGAAGAUGCGGAUGAGGAUGAAAAUGGAGCUAUCGUGUACGAAAUUAUCCAAGGCAAAGAAAAUACUGAUGGAGCAGAUGUUUUUAGCAUUGAUUCCAGUACAGGUAUCGUAAGAACUAGAAGACUUCUUGAUCACGAGGAUCAAAAAAUGUAUACUGUAACUGUUCUUGCUCGUGAUAAAGGCACACCUCAACGCAUGAGUGAGUUGAAGCUGCAGAUACAAGUAUUAGACCUGAACGACAACCAGCCGGUAUUUCCUUCCUCCAGUCUGUCUUUCAAAAUAAAAGAAGGUGUUGCAGUUGGACAGGAAGUUGGCGUCAUUCAAGCUGUAGAUGAAGAUGGAGGAGAAAACGGCCGUGUAAUGUACUCAAUAGUUGGAGGGAAUCUAUAUGACAUAUUUGAUAUAGUUCGUAGCACUGGAAGCCUAUACACAAUUGCUGAAGUGGAUUACGAGAAGGCUUCUGAAUACCAUUUGCAAAUAAAGGCUGUUGAUAAUAGUGCUGUUAAUCCUCAUAGUAGCGUGAUAAGUGUCAAAAUUGAAGUGGAUGAUGUCAAUGAUUGCGCUCCUGUUUUUAAAAAUGAUCCUAUUCUGUUUUCAAUACCAGAAAAUACUCCACAAGGUACUCUGGUGUGGAAUUUUAGUGCUACGGAUUUAGACAGUGGAAUAAAUGGCCAGGUUACUUAUUUUAUUGCACAGCAAUCUCCAGCGUCCGUUUUUCAGAUUGAUCGGAAAACUGGAGCUCUCACCCUAACAGAAACAUUAGAUUAUGAAGAAUAUCAAGAAUACACAAUUGUGGUGACUGCAUCUGAUCAAGCCCGAGAUGUAAAACAGCGAUUAGCUACAAGUGUGACAUGUAAAAUCAUUAUUGAAGAUAAGAACGAUAAUACUCCUGUAUUUCAAACAAAGAGCAAAAUAAAUGUUUUGGAAAGUGAGCCCAUAAACUAUCCAGUUCUUCACGUUAUUGCACUUGAUAAAGAUUCAAGGGAUAAUGGCAGAGUCACCUAUGUUAUAUCGCAAGGAAACGAAAGAGGCCAUUUUUCAUUAAAUUAUGAUACAGGUCUGUUGUCUGUGGCGAAAACCUUGGACCGAGAAGAAAUUCAACAUUAUGAGCUCAAUAUAACAGCUAGUGAUCAUGGUAGACCUCCCAAAACAAGCUAUCAGAUACUUCAUAUAUACAUAGAAGAUGUCAAUGACAAUCCACCUAAUUUCAAGCAGCACUUAUAUCAAGCUAAUGUUUCUGAAGCAGCCCCCAAAGGAACCUUCGUUUUAAAAGUAGAUGCUACAGACAUUGAUCUAGAUGAAAAUGGAAAGCUCAUGUAUUCAAUUCCUAAUGGUGUGGCAGAAAACAGAUUUACAAUCAAUCCUCAAACUGGGGAGAUUCAUACAGCAUCACUUUUAGACCGAGAACAUCAAGCAUCGUAUUUCGUUACUGUUUAUGUCAAAGAUGGAGCAUUUCCUUCAAAGCAUGAUACCACUACUGUUAAGAUCGAUCUUUUAGAUGUAAAUGAUCACGCUCCUGAGUUUGGUGAUUCUUGUUAUACUCUACGCGUACCUGAAAAUAGUGAUCUCAGUGUUAUCCAUACACUAGUUGCUACUGAUAAAGAUACAAAUGCUAAUGCUGAAGUAACAUACACUAUAACUGAUGGUAACACAGGAAAUAAGUUCAGUAUCGAUUUGCAUACGGGUCAAUUAUCUAGUCGCCCAUUAGAUCGAGAACAAGUGAAACAGUACAGACUCGUUGUAUCUGCUCAUGACCAAGGAGAACCUCCUCUAGCUGGAAUGUGUAAUGUAACAGUUAUAGUACUUGAUCAAAAUGAUAAUGACCCCCAAUUUGACCACAACGAGUACAGUGCCACAAUUGCUGAAGAUGCACCAAUAAAUAGUACAGUAAUUAUAGUAAAAGCGCAAGAUCCAGACGAUGGAGUCAAUAGUGAAAUAACCUAUUCUUUAAGCAAUGAAACUAAGUCCCUUUUCCGUAUAGACAGCGCCACAGGAGCUAUAACAACAACUGGCUUCUUCGACAGAGAAAAGAAGGCAUCUUAUGUGUUUGAAGUGCGUGCCACAGACGGGGGACGUUAUGAUGCUCGCUCCGAAAAAACUAUUGUUCAAGUCACUGUAGCUGAUAUUAAUGAUAACAGACCAAUAUUUAGCCAGUACCCAUUUAUAACAUCUGUUUCUGCGCAUGCUGCUCCUGGUACUCAGUUGAUCCAAUUAGAAGCCGAAGAUGAUGAUGAAGGACCAAAUGGAGAAGUUUUAUACAGCUUUACAAGUCCGUACCUGAGUGAUCGUUUCCACCUGGAUGCUGAGACAGGCGUUGUUACUGUUGCUGGUAGUUUAUUAGCUGAUGCUGGGUAUGUAUUUCAUUGUGAAAUAGAAGCAAGAGAUAAAGGCCAUCCUUCAAGAAUAGCGAGAGGUGUUGUUGAAAUCCACGUCGGCGAAGAUUUUACAUUCAAUAACCGCCUUCAUUUCCAAAAUGAUACAUAUAUUGUUGAUGUCCGAGAAAACACGCCACCUGGUAAAGAAAUUAUUCAGGUCAAAGCUAUCCCGCCAUCUGGCGUACCAACAGUAAUUACAUAUUCGAUUAAAAGUGGAAAUGAAGAAAAUGCUGUUGAUAUUGAUCCACGAACAGGAAUUGUUACUAUUCGCAACUCUCAUUAUCUUGAUUAUGAAGUGACAAGACAAAUAAGAAUGCUUGUAGUGGCUCACAGCGAUGGUAGAUUGCCUCUACAUGGAUAUGCAACUCUAAUCGUCAGACUCGCCGAUCAGAAUGAUAAUUCUCCAACAUUUUCUCAGGAACAUUAUGUUUCAUCUGUUUGGGAAGGAAAUAAUAAAGGAACAUUUGUAACUCAGGUUACAGCAUCGGAUGAUGAUCAAAAUGGAAAUGGAAUUAUUGUGUACCACAUAAUUGAAGGCAAUCAUGAUAACGCCUUUAUUAUCGACCCACCUUUCAGUGGAAUUGUGAAAACCAACAUUGUUCUGGACAGGGAAAUCAGAGACACUUACCAUCUUACAAUCAUAGCAACAGAUGACGGCACUCCUCAGUUAACAGGAACUUGCACACUUCGAAUCAGCAUUAUUGAUGUGAAUGAUAAUCAGCCUGUAUUCCCCCCGCACAGUAUAGUGAGCAUUAGUGAAGGUGCCGAGGUGGGAACUGUCAUCACCACAAUUACUGCUAAUGAUGUCGACACUAAUCCAGCUCUGAUAUACAGCUUUGCUGAUGGUGGUAAUCCUAAUAACUUAUUCAGCAUAGAUAGAUUCAGUGGACGUAUCACUCUAGCGCAGCCUCUGGAUCAUGAAAAACGAAAUCAGUAUCUUAUACAGAUUUAUGCGUCAGAUUCGUCUCACUUGGCUGAAACUUCUCUAACAGUUCGAGUUACUGAUGUUAACGAUAAUCCUCCCGUAUUUAGUAAACAACCUUAUCAGGUGACAGUGCCCGAGUUGGUGGAUCCAGGCUAUCGGGUUAUAACAGUCAAUGCCACAGAUUUAGAUUCAGGAAUGAAUGCUCAGUUGCGUUACAGUAUGAGUGCAUCUGCAGUGGAUGGCUUUUAUAUUGACGAAAAUACAGGUACUAUUUAUACAAACAAGUCGUUAUCCUUUGAUCCGAGACAGCAUACCAUCCAGCUAAUAGUGACAGCAGUAGAUAAAGGGCAACCGCCAAUGACAGCUGUAGCGGCUGUCCAUAUUCAAGUGGUUGAUGUAAACAAUAAUGCACCAAAAUUCUCCAGCCCUUCUUAUACGAGCAACGUUUUAGAAGAUGCACCAAAAGGCUAUACAAUAUUAACAGUUUCUGCUACUGAUCAUGAUAAAUCGUAUUCAAAUCACAAUAUUGACUACAGAAUUACUGAAGGCAAUGUUGGAGAGGCAUUUGCUAUUGCUGGUACGACAGGCGAUAUCAUACUGAUGAAGUCCUUAGACAGAGAGGAAAGAGCAAGCUAUGUGUUAAAGGUUGUUGCAGCUGACAGAGGUAGUCCUUCACUCAAUUCUUCGACUGAAGUUCAUGUGUUUGUGGAAGAUGCAAAUGAUAAUCCACCAGUAUUCAACCAAACCCAUUACUUGGCAUUUGUGUCGGAAAUGGCAGCAAUCGAUACCAAAGUUCUUCAGGUUGUUGCAAAAGAUAUAGAUGAAGGUGUCCAUUCAAAAGUAAUUUAUGAUAUUACGUCUGGUAAUGAGGACCAGAAAUUCAGUUUAAAUGCUAACACAGGGAUUAUUACAAUAAGAGAAAGACUGGAUUAUGAUACAGUCUCGGAAUACAAGUUUAUUGUAAGAGCUACUGAUAGCGAUCCGAAUAGACCACUUUCAGCAUUGGCGAGUGUUGUUAUAAAAGUUCAAGACGAAAACGACAACGCACCUCAUUUCCCACUUACUAUGUAUAGAGAAGCAAUAGAGGAAAAUUCGCCUGUUGGUACUCCAGUGUUUAUGGCUCAUGCUAUCGAUGGUGACCGUGGAUUUUAUGGAAAACUUAAUUAUUCAGUAACGGAAGGAGAAGGAAAAGAAAAGUUCAGAGUUGAUGCAGAAACAGGAUUAAUCAGUUCCUUGGUUAUAUUUGAUUACGAAUCCAAAAAUCGUUAUUUUUUUACAUUGAUGGCUAUGGAUUCUGGAGGAAAGUAUGCAACUGUUCAAGUACAAGUCGACAUUGAAAGUAAAGAUGAAUAUCCACCAGAAUUUAGUCAAAAUUCUUAUCAUUACACCAUACCAGGUGAUGCUUCCGUUGGGUACUUAGUAGGAAAUGUUCAUGCAUCUGAUCUAGAUGAAGGUAUUGACGGAAGAGUUGUUUAUCAGCUCAGAAAUUCACAAUCAAAUUUUGCAAUUAAUGGUUCUACUGGAGCUAUUACUGUAAAAUCAAUGUUCCACAGAGAAGUAACUAGUAGAUUAAGACGAGAACUACGAAACCAAGAAUUGUCAUUGUAUGUGUUAGCCAGCAGUGGUCGUCCUAACUCACUAAGUAGCUCUGUUGUUGUUGAUGUUUUAGUUGAUUUUUCUCUUAAUUCAUCUCGUCUUAGUGCAACUGAACAGAAACUUGGUAGCAGUCUUCCAGCCUGGGGAUUGGGUUUGGUGAUUGCUUUAUCACUGCUGGCAUUGGUUUUACUUGGAAUGAUAUUCUUCCUUCGUAAAAGAACAAAAAGAAGCAGCAAACCAGCUGUUGUGCAAGGCUUUGAUAAUUCAUUUGAUACAAUAGACAUUCAUCAUCCUCCAUCCAGCUCUGCAAGCAUUUCUCAGUUCCCGCCACAUUACAGUGAUAUAUCUCAUUUUGAUCCUCCUGAAAGUUCACAACAUGUUACAGGAGCUACCUCAGAAGUAUCUGAUCAAUCUCAUUCCGCAUCCAGCGGUCGUGGUUCUGCCGAAGAAGGCGAAGAUGUUGAAGAUGAGGAAAUUCGUAUGAUAAACGAAGGACCUCUUUUGCAGCAACAAAAACUUCAGAGGCUUGGUUUACCAGACUCUGGUCCUCAUAGAGACGAUGAUAACAUGUCCGACAUAUCUGUUCACAACACACAAGAAUAUCUUGCACGGCUUGGUAUUAAUACUUCACAUUCGGAUCAAAGGAGCAUACAAGACUAUAGUAAAAUUUCGAAUUCUCGAAGUGUUGAGAGUAUGCACAUGUUUGAUGAAGAAGGUGGGGGUGAAGGUGAUGGAAUGGACCUUGGUAAUUUAAUUUACUCUAAACUUCAUGAAGUUGGAACUGAAGAAAAUGAAGCGAUAAUGGAUGGAACGAGAGGCUUUGGUUUUGGAGACGAAGGGGAGCCUUCUAUGACAGGUUCGCUUAGUUCAAUUGUCCAUAGUGAAGAAGAACUAACUGGUAGUUACAAUUGGGAUUAUUUGCUUGAUUGGGGUCCACAAUAUCAACCGCUUGCUCAUGUUUUUGCUGAAAUAGCAAGAUUGAAAGAUGAUAGUGUGCCAUCUUCCUAUGCAUCGAAUGCCCCAAAGACUCUGAACCCUCAAGUAAAAACCGUUCCACCACCACUAAUAACUAAUGUGGCACCUCGUUCUAUAGCACCUGUUGCUUUAAGCUCUGGACAUACUAGUCAGGUUGCAUCCUUUCCUACAUUACCUCGUUCUCCUAUUGGUUAUGAUAGUACUUUUUCUUCCCCAGCUAUGUCACCUAGUUUUUCACCAGCGUUAUCACCAUUAGCAACAAGGUCGCCUUCGAUUUCACCACUUGUAUCGCCGAAUGGAAGUAGCUCAAAUUCAAUACAGUUAUUGGGACCUAAUGCACCGCAUUUGACCAGACCUCAACGUUCAGCACAUGGUAAUGUUGCAUCUUCAGGAUCUGAAACAGAACUUCAAAUUUGACAAAGAGCUUCUAAUAUCUUUUCGUAAAUAAACUUAUUUAUUGCAGUGAUUUCUAGUGUAUAUAUUCUCAGUCAAUAUUUUGCUGUAAUAUAAACAGUGAUAAAGAGCUUUACCCUUUUAACGAAAUCUGAAAAAUAACGUGUAUCUAUAAAUCUGUAGAAUAUGCUUUAUUAUGAUGUUGAAUUGAUUCAUUCAAGUUCGACUAAUAAUAUGUUUUGGAUUAAAGCGAAGUACUGUAUUUCAAAUUGUUCCAAGAAAUUUAAUAGUUUUCCUAAUAUUAAAAAGAUAUAGCGAAUAAUUAUUAACAUGAGCAAAAAUCUGUGACAAACAAAAUAUACCCAAAACAAUGUUGCUGGAUAUUAGCCAUUUCUCUUUGCUGUUGUAUUUUAAUUAGUGGAUAUAAUUUACAUUUGUUCGCUAUGUAAAUAAUGUAUAGUUAUUUCUGUUUGUAAAUAUAUAAUUUUUCCAAUGUGUAUAUUUGUAAAUUGAAAGAGAGGCCAAAAUUCCAAAGAUUUACGUACAUCUUUAGUUUUGUGUUUUUUGAAUGGAGAGUGAUAAGUGUCAAAAGUUAUGUUUUGCCCUUUUUCAAGGAUGUGUCUUCGUUAAGAGUUGUAGAAACAUUUUGAAAAAAGAUGCAAUUGUCAAUGCUCUUUUUUAAAAAAUUAUGUAUCAAAACAACUAUACAAUUCUCUUAAAAUAGCAAAUUAUUUCAGAAUGUAUGCAAGGCAAAUUUUUAAACAUAUGUUUUUAUAUUAAAAUAAUUAGGUACAAUUUUUUCCUGGCUGAAAAAAUGAAGUUAAAAAUAGUAGUGACUUAAACUGUUCCAUUUAUCAAAAGGUUCAUUCAGUCGGAUUUAGUUUCCCUAAAUAUAUAAGCAAUUGCAUUAUCUAUUUAAAAAUUAAUAGUAAUUAUCAUUCUGGUAAAAAAAAAUAAAUUGGAACUGCAGUAUCAAUGUUGCACAAUAUGUUAAUUCAUAUGCUAAAUAACAAGGCCGUGUUAUGAAAAUUAAAAGAUUUUUAAAGCAGCGCUUAAUCGAAAUUCGUUUCAAAUAAUUUAUUUUAUACCAAAACUUUUGAUUCCCUGCUAAAGUUUUUGUAAGAUUAUAAAUAUUAGAGAGUAAAAAAAAAUAGUUGAAAAUUUUUUAUGUAGUUUUAUUUAUUUUUUUAAAUUUCCAUUAUCUGUUUCGAAAUUAUUUUACUAGUGACAUUUUAAACUCAUGGGAAAAUUGAUUGCUUGUUAAAUGUAGUCAUUUGUAAUGAAAUGUUCUUACGAAUUGAUAAAUGUUAUAUUUAUCUGAA
This is a messenger RNA of Argiope bruennichi, 11763 nucleotides long. It is a transcript of the gene ds, whose product is annotated as protein dachsous-like. The coding region runs from base 518 to 10465 and encodes 3315 amino acids. Gene Ontology annotation, molecular function: cadherin binding; calcium ion binding. Gene Ontology annotation, cellular component: catenin complex; plasma membrane. Gene Ontology annotation, biological process: homophilic cell-cell adhesion. The transcript is spliced from 22 exons. Lineage: Eukaryota; Metazoa; Arthropoda; Arachnida; Araneae; Araneidae. The record is from RefSeq and is a predicted model, not a curated record.